AUGUCCACCGUCACCACAACCCAGUCUCGGUCCCUCGGGAGCCAUGCGGCGCUGUACGGAGGGAGGAGGCAAGCCAUGCCCGGCUCCGCGUCCAAUGCCGUGGAGCCGGGGGUCAGGGGGCCAAGCCCGCUGUCCAACUCCUCCACCCUGAACUCCUGGAUGUUCGACGCCAUCGGCGUGGGCCCGGACGACUUCCUGGGCGGCUCCCUGCAGGCCCUGCCGUCCAUCGACGGGCCUGGGGCCAGCACCCGCCAGCCAGAUGGCCAGGGCUCCCUGCAGCACAGGCCCGGACAGUCCAGUCUGGAAGAGGGGUUGGGGCGCGGCUCCCUCUUCGAUGACAUGUUCCCCUCCUCGGUCCCCAGCGGCCUGCCCUACGUCGACGACUACUCGCUGGGAGCCGGCACGCCGGCGCUGGAGUCCCCCAACGAUGCCCCGGCCGUCCAGAUAUCACCGGUGGAGCUGGGAGGCCAGCCCGGCGACCUGGCGCUGGAGGUGAAGGAGGUCAGGCGCGUCAGGCUGGUGGUGGACGAUCAACAGCCCCCCACCAAGCUCGCCAGAGUGUCCCGCCUAUCUAUCGAGGAGAAGGCAGCCCUGGAGUAUGUGUUUGGAGGCAUGCCCCAUGCCUGGCGCCGGUGA
Auxenochlorella protothecoides is the source of this 636-nucleotide messenger RNA. RefSeq lists its product as hypothetical. The record is from RefSeq and is a predicted model, not a curated record. Lineage: Eukaryota; Viridiplantae; Chlorophyta; Trebouxiophyceae; Chlorellales; Chlorellaceae. The transcript has 3 exons. The coding region runs from base 1 to 636 and encodes 211 amino acids.